AUGACGCUGGUAAUGGCUCUGAGUCGAAAACGACGGCCAUCCUCACCUCCUCCGCUCUCCCUUUCAGCUCGCCGGCCCACCCCGCCGCUCUCUAAGAUACAAAAGCUCAACCAUCUCUUCGAUGGGACAGGCUCGCGAUCAAUGGAGUCCACAAGCACUGGACGGUCAAAGCACAGCGUCAAGAGCCAGCUCAAGAGAGGGGUCUCCAGCAUCAAAACGGUCCUGGGCAUCGGAGAUAGACGCAGUGAUGAUACUGUCCAGCACCACACUGAGGCCAUGUUUCCUCCGACUCAAGAAAAUAGCUCCGUAUACUUACUUGCCAAUGAAUCGAAUACGACAUUGAUCCGCCAACCUCUGAAAAUUCGACUGACUGCAAUCGCCGACACCCCAGAAGAAGAUGAGGACAUGUCAGUCUCGCCGACUAGUAGGAGCGCUCCGAUCACUCCUUUACACGAAAUCGCUGAAAAUGAAGACGACAAUCCAUGCCAUGCUCCUACUACCAAUAACUGUAGAGAGAUCUCCCGAAGUCAAUCUGCUCCUGGACUUCAACGCCGCAUAAGCCAAAAGUUUCAACAAGCAUUCGGCAACGGACACUCGACCGUUAUCAAGAGAGCAGAUUUACGCUCGAGGCCUAGCGUUCAGACGCUGUUACGUGAAUCAGCCGUCGCUUCCUCUCCGCCGUUCUCAUCUACCCUUUCCACAUUGAAUAGCGGUACCUUUUCUUCCUUUGAUCGAAAUGCAUCGACUCCGCCAACUUCUGAGCCUGUGACUCCACUCUCGAUAAUCCGCCGUGGAAGCAUGGAUUUAUUAGACAUUGAACACCAGACGUUCACGGUGGAAGGUCGAUUGCUUAGUCCGAUACCAGAAAGCAUAUGUUCUCCCCCUCCUACCAUCAGGACGGUCGAAGCUGCUGCGACAACAAAAAUUUUCUUCGAGCUCCAUUUCAACUCAAUAUUCCAUGGUCCCUCGCCGAGAGCAAUACGGUGCAAAGACUUGGAGAAACGAAUGCGUGAACUCCACCUGCCUCCAGAUAUUCGGGAUCGAGCUCGGAAAGCAUGGGAGCUGGCUAAGAGCGAGAAUCUCCGGCAGCGUCGAGUGCUGAAAAAUACAACUAACCAAGCCAAAGCAAGCCAAGGAGUCAGCGUCGGUGGCUUUGAAAUGAUCAGCGUCCUCGGGAAGGGGAGCUUUGGGGUCGUUCGACUGGUCAAGGCAAAGAGUAGUCAGGAUGGAUCGAACAGUCCUGAAGCCAAAGGUGCCGACAGCAUGCUGAUCGACGUACCUUCUCGGUCCACCCUGAAGUCUUCCAGCAAGGUGCUGUCUGGUGGCCUUUUCAACAAGCGUCGGGACUCCAUCAAGGCCAGGAAGGAAGUCUACGCCAUGAAAGUCAUUCGCAAGUCAGAUAUGAUCCGAAAUGGACAAGAGGGACAUCUACGAGCCGAGCGUGACUUCCUUGUCGCCGCCGAGGGUUCGAAAUGGAUCAUUCCACUGAUUGCUGCUUUCCAGGACCGAAAACACUUGUAUCUUGUCAUGGAGUACUGCAUUGGGGGCGAUUUUCUUGGGUUGCUCAUCCGCAAAAACACCCUCAGCGAAGACUUCACGAGAUUCUAUAUCGCGGAAAUGAUUCUCUGCGUCGAAGAAGCCCAUCGUAUGCAGUGGAUUCAUCGAGAUGUGAAACCAGACAACUUUCUCAUUGCAUUUGACGGUCAUCUGAAGAUUUCCGACUUCGGCCUGGCUUUUGAUGGGGACUGGUCUCACGAUCAGAGGUUCUAUCAAAAGAAUCGUCACUCACUGUUGGAUGAAUUAGGAAUAAUCGUCGAUGGUGACGAGCAGGACAAACAAGAGAAAGAAGCCCAGUCACACCACGCAAGCAGGAAGCAUGGAAAGGAUGAUUCGGCUAACAAGGAUGAACCAACACUUGGAGAGCCAAUCUUGGAUUGGCGCAACCGGUCGCAACGUCGACGUUUGGCCCGGUCAGUCGUUGGCACUUCGCAAUACAUGGCUCCCGAAGUCAUUCGCGGCGACAUGUACGACGGACGAUGCGACUAG
Messenger RNA from Fonsecaea multimorphosa CBS 102226, 2046 nucleotides. RefSeq lists its product as uncharacterized. Gene Ontology annotation, biological process: peptidyl-serine phosphorylation; intracellular signal transduction. Gene Ontology annotation, molecular function: ATP binding; protein serine/threonine kinase activity. The transcript has a single exon. Lineage: Eukaryota; Fungi; Ascomycota; Eurotiomycetes; Chaetothyriales; Herpotrichiellaceae. The coding region runs from base 1 to 2046 and encodes 681 amino acids. The record is from RefSeq and is a predicted model, not a curated record.